Messenger RNA from Lytechinus variegatus (green sea urchin), 1741 nucleotides. Its product is annotated as clumping factor B-like. The transcript is spliced from 7 exons. Bases 78 to 1361 code for a protein of 427 amino acids. Lineage: Eukaryota; Metazoa; Echinodermata; Echinoidea; Temnopleuroida; Toxopneustidae. The record is from RefSeq and is a predicted model, not a curated record.
GUAAUGGUACGUGUACGAAGAAGUUGUGCGGUAUGUUUGUGGUGAUUUUGUGAAUUUUUUCAGAUUAUUCCUUCAAAAUGGUGAAAACAAGGGGGCAGAGAGAGCUGGGAGUUACAACACCAAGUCCUAGAUCGUUGGAAAUCGCGAAAACCCGCAAGAGAAUAGACCAAAAGAGAAAUGACAGCACACGGCUUACCCAGCAGUCAAGGAGUGGGACUGAGGUGAAAUCUGAACGACAAAUUGUGAGGAGCAAGACAUCUAAGAAAAGGCUUUCAACUCGGCUGGCCUCAAAGCAAGUCGACAGGGAAAAAGAAGAAGAUGAGGAAGAGGAUGAUGAUGUUGGUUGUCAUAGUAACCUUAACUCUGGUGAGGAUGAUGCGAUCCAUCAAAAGUCAGGUUCAACAAGCAGUGAUGGGGAACAAGCAAAAGGAGAACGGGAAGUUGAAGACUCGGAUGAGGAUGACCUGAUAGAAGAACGGGAGGAUACGACAAUGGAAGAUUCAGAAAAGAACAAGGAAACAGAAAAGGAUGAGGGAGAAGAGGGUGAUGAUAGCGAAAGUGAGAGCGAUGCAAUGGACAGUGAUGAUGCAAGCUCACCCAAGCCACAUGCAGAUAAUAGAUUGAUAACCUCCCAAAGCAAGGAGUCAAAUACAGAGGUUGAUGAUGAUGGUGAUGACGAUGAUGAUGAUGACGAUGGUGAUGAUGACAAUGACGAUGGUGAUGAUGACAAUGACGAUGAUGAUGAUGACGCACCCCAAGAUGUAUCUUUUUCAACCAGCAGACAAGAAGCAUUGGACUCCAUCUCACAAGCUCUACAACAAACAAAAAAGUUGGAGGAAAGAGCCAAGGAAAAAAGAAGGAAUCGGGAUAAAUUCUUGAAGCUACAGAAAGAGCGGAAGAAGAUAUCUCUGGGACACUCAAGAUUACCUGAAGACUUUUUAUCGGAAGUUGCAAGAAUACCAGACAGCCAACCCCCUCUGCCCUCGGUUACCACUCAGGCCCAACAAAAUCCCAAAAGGGAUUCGCAUCACAAGGUCUUUGAUUCGGAUGGCGAAAUGGACUUUGACGAGGGCGACGACUUCCUUCCUCUAUCUGCCGAUGAGCCGAAGAUGGUCGAAGGUUUCGAGGUCCAUGCAAUAUCCAGACAGAAGAGGGCGCCCCCACCUAAAUCGGACAUGGCCUUGGAGUUCUUGCAGCAGCAGAUGUACGGGGGUCAAAUUAAACGAGAAUCAGCACUGAAGCAUAAAGCAAGGUUAUUAAAACGCCAGGGUAAACCAAGCCAUGCUUUUCACAACCCAAAAGAAAAGAGGAGAAAAAAUAGGAACAAGAGAAGCAUCAGAGCAGGUGAAACAAGCCAGUGAACUUUUAGUAAACUUGGAACAUUUGAGGAUACCAUAAGUGUAAACUGAAGAGGCGAUACUGAAUGAAUAAAACUGAAAAUGAAUGAAUAAUCCUUUUCAUCGUCAGCAUGGAUCAUUUGAUUUGAUUGAGCCGAUUGUUCAUUUCCAUGAGUGACUUGAUGCCCUUCUAAGUUUCGUUUGACAUUGGAUCAUGGAGAAGUUGAAGAGAAAGGACGAUUGGUUAAUGGGUUAAUGCAUGAUCAGUUGACAUGUCCAAUUCAAGGAAUAAUAUGAAGUAGCCAACCAGUUCCUUUUGUAAGCCGCUUAAGGCUUGGUGGGUGUUUCAUAAAGCUGUUCGUAAGAUAGGAAUGACUUUACGCACGACUGGUGAUCCUUUCUUG